CAGGAGCCGGCCUCUGGUCCCCGCCGCGCCCCGGAGCCUGCGGUCGGGCAUGUAGCUCGCCCGCCGACCACGACCGCUUAUCCUGCGCUGCUGCCGCCCGGAUGGGACGCCCGCCGGAGAGCUAUGCUUCUGUACUGAAAUGACUCCUUUGCUUGUCAGCUAAAAUUUCCAAGAAAUAUUGAAUUGCUGAAGAGUUUGGGAAAGGACAAGCCAAAGUUCCCAUUCCAUGGAUCCCUUGGGUGCACCUUCCCAGUUUGUGGAUGUGUAUAUGUUGCCAAGCUGGGGUGACUCAUGUGAAGAUGAAUUAAGUUCUGAUGCUACACCGGAAGCAUUUCAGGAGGACAGUCUUAGAUCACCAUUUCUUUACAAUAAGGACAUCAAUGGAAAAUUGGUUCUCUGGAAAGGAGAUGUGGCGUUACUGAACUGUACAGCCAUUGUGAACACCAGCAAUGAAAGUCUCACUGACAAGAAUCCUGUGUCAGAAAGUAUCUUCAUGCUGGCAGGGCCAGAUUUGAAAGAAGACCUCCAGAAACUUAAAGGGUGCCGAACUGGUGAAGCAAAAUUGACAAAGGGAUUUAACCUAGCUGCUAGGUUCAUCAUUCACACAGUGGGACCUAAGUACAAGAGCCGCUAUCGCACUGCAGCUGAAAGUUCCCUGUAUAGCUGCUACAGAAAUGUGCUCCAGCUGGCAAAAGAGCAGUCAAUGUCUUCUGUUGGAUUCUGUGUCAUCAAUUCUGCAAAACGAGGUUAUCCUUUAGAGGAUGCAACACACAUUGCACUUCGUACUGUAAGGAGAUUUCUAGAGAUUCAUGGGGAAACCAUUGAAAAAGUAGUCUUUGCUGUUUCAGAACUUGAAGAGGCCACUUACCAGAAGCUGCUACCUCUGUACUUCCCAAGGUCCUUAAAGGAGGAGAGCCAAUCAUUACCAAGCCUUCCUGCAGACAUUGGGAAUGCAGAAGGGGAGCCUGUGGUACCUGAACGGCAGAUUCGAAUAAGUGAGAAGCCGGGUGCUUCUGAGGACAACCAUGAAGAGGAAGAUGAAGGCUUAGGAGUUGAUGUGUCUUUCAUUGGCUCUCAUGCUUUUGCUCGAAUGGAAGGAGAUAUUGAUAAGCAAAGAAAACUGGUCCUUCAGGGACAGUUGUCAGAAGCAGCCCUGCAGAAGCAGCAUCAGAGAAAUUAUAAUCGCUGGUUGUGCCAAGCAAGAUCUGAGGACCUGUCUGAUAUUGCUUCUCUGAAAGCCUUAUACCAAACAGGUGUGGACAACUGUGGUCGCACAGUGAUGGUGGUAGUUGGAAGAAACAUUCCUGUAACAUUAAUAGAUAUGGACAAGGCUCUCUUAUAUUUUAUCCAUGUGAUGGAUCACAUUGCUGUGAAGGAAUAUGUAUUAGUGUAUUUUCACACGCUGACCAGCGAAUACAAUCACCUAGAUUCUGACUUCCUGAAGAAACUCUACGAUGUUGUAGAUGUCAAGUACAAGAGGAAUUUGAAGGCUGUUUAUUUUGUUCACCCAACAUUUCGUUCAAAGGUCUCGACGUGGUUUUUCACCACCUUUUCUGUCUCAGGACUGAAGGAUAAAGUCCACCAUGUGGACAGCUUGCACCAGCUGUUUUCUGCUAUAUCACCCGAGCAGAUCGACUUUCCUCCUUUUGUCCUGGAAUAUGAUGCCAGGGAAAAUGGGCCUUACUAUACGUCUUAUCCCCCAUCACCAGAUUUGUGACCUUCCAUCUUGCAGUGCUUCUUGAUUCCAAGGAUGCUAUUUCCACUACAACUGCUACCUACUGAAGCGAUGUUCAUUGUUGCUGUACAGAUCCAGAGAGCUUUUUGUCCCCACCUCUCUGGUAUUUUUUUAUUGACUAUAUAUUUUCUUGCACAUAAGCAAUCUAAAAUUGGUAGGCCACACUGAACUGCACACAUUUUAAAUUUGUAUAUUUGUAUCAAAUUGAAGUGCUCAUUUUUAGAGUGUUACUAGAAAUUGGGGAUCAACUUUUAAGUAUCUUCAGUUUCUCAAAGUACUAUGAAUUCUCCGUUACACAGGCCACCAACAUUGUUCAUAUCUUCUUUUAAUCAUUGCACGCUUCCUUUGUAUAUUUAAGUGUUGCCCAAAAUAUAUAGAACCAGUGUAUGCUGACUGGA
Messenger RNA from Jaculus jaculus (lesser Egyptian jerboa), 2133 nucleotides. RefSeq names its product ganglioside induced differentiation associated protein 2 (gene Gdap2). Lineage: Eukaryota; Metazoa; Chordata; Mammalia; Rodentia; Dipodidae. The record is from RefSeq and is a predicted model, not a curated record. The transcript has 14 exons. The coding region runs from base 227 to 1717 and encodes 496 amino acids.